AUGCAUCACAAAAUUGUUGCUCUAGAUGCAUGGCACGUCCCUAUCCCCCCGAAUCUACUUAACCUGCCACCCCCACACACCUACGAGUUGAUAAUCUGCGAGACACAACUUAUUUCAAACGAUGAUAUUCAGGAGGCUGUAAAAGAUGCCACUAUAAUUGCUCUUACACUUACACGCCUUGAUGCUUCAACUCUCUCGGCAACCAAAACUCCAAACCUUCGUUUGAUCGCGGCGUUGGCGUCCGGGACUGAUAGCAUUGACAAACAAGAGUGUAAAAGGAGGAGGAUCAUGGUUCUCAAUGCGCCGGAUGCGAAUGGCGAUAGCGUUGCAAAUCAUGUCCUGGCGAUGUACUUUGCUUGCCGCCGACGUCUUUUGUUGAUGCAAAAAGUCAUCUUAGGAACCGAUGAAUGGGUAAGACGGGGUACAAUCACCAACCGAUUAAACUCUAGGGACAAUAAUCUACCACUAUCAUGCAAAGAAGAAAUCGUCGGCAUUAUAGGCCAUGGUGCAAUAGGCCGGCGUGUUGCUCAGCUUUGCCGUGGUCUCGGGAUGACUGUUCUUAUUGCUUCUCGAAAAGGCGCAGUGCCGGGUGCUGUUACAACUGCUUCUACAAGAGAUACGAUGGGCACAGAAGCUGGUGAUAGUCAAACACCGUUUGUGGACGUUCUACGUCGAUCAACGGUGCUUGUUUUAUGUCUGCCCCGCAAUCCAGCGACGCUUAAUCUCAUAUCCCAUGAUGAGUUCCAAAUGAUGUCUCAAAAGACCAUCAUGAUCAAUGUCUCGCGUGGAGGUAUUGUCGAUGAACCAGCACUCAUUCAGGCUUUGAGAGGAGGCGUGAUCGAUGGGUGCGCAACAGAUGUUUUCAUGAAAGAGCCCUCUGGUGCUGGCGAUCACUGGAAGGAAGGCGAUAGCCCCAUUCUCAAGCUCAGUCAAGAUGAAGCGGAAGAAUUGAACUUACUAGUUACGCCCCAUGUGGCAUGGUAUGCAAGGGCAACGAUAGAUGGCUACUGA
This is a messenger RNA of Trichoderma aggressivum f. europaeum, 1011 nucleotides long. RefSeq lists its product as uncharacterized. The record is from RefSeq and is a predicted model, not a curated record. NCBI's taxonomy places the organism in Eukaryota, Fungi, Ascomycota, Sordariomycetes, Hypocreales, Hypocreaceae. Gene Ontology annotation, molecular function: oxidoreductase activity, acting on the CH-OH group of donors, NAD or NADP as acceptor; NAD binding. The coding region runs from base 1 to 1011 and encodes 336 amino acids. The transcript is spliced from 2 exons.